AUGGCUCCAAUCGUCACAACGUUUCAUGAAGGGAUAUGUUGUUUCCAUGAUAACCGCUCGUGCGGUGUUAGCAUUGUCAUGGGGCUGCUUUUCCUACCAAAGUUUGCAUAUGAAUUGCACAAACUAAUCAAGAGAACCAUAGCCAAGAGAAAGAAAAAAAAGUUUUUUAAACGCAAUGGUGGCUUACUUCUUAAACAACAUGAAGCAACUAAAGAGGGUUUAGUUGAUAAAACCAUACUUUUCACCUCCAAGGAGUUGGAAACAGCCACCGAUCAUUUUAAUGAGAAUAGAAUCCUUGGGCGAGGAGGUCAAGGUACGGUGUAUAAAGGUAUGCUAGCGGAUGGAAGGAUUGUAGCAAUCAAGAAAGCAAAGAUUGUUGACGAAAGCCAGUUAGAGGUAUUUAUCAAUGAGGUUGUGAUUCUGGCACAAGUCAAUCAUAGGAAUGUGGUUCAGCUAUUGGGAUGUUGCCUAGAGACUGAGGUUCCUCUACUUGUCUCUGAGUUCGUCCCAAAAGGCACCUUGUAUGAUUAUAUUCAAGAUGAUACCGGUGAGUUACCAUUCUCGUUGAACAUGAGAUUGCAAAUUGCUGCUGAAGUUGCAGGAGCAGUUUCUUAUUUACAUUCAGAGACUCCCAUUCCAAUAUACCACAGGGACAUCAAGACCACAAAUGUACUUUUGGAUGAAAAGUACAGAGUCAAAGUUUCAGAUUUUGGAACUUCAAGGUUGGUAUCAGUAGAUCAAACUCACUUAACUACCUUAGUCAAAGGGACGUUUGGUUACUUUGAUCCAGAGUACUUCCAGUCGAGUCAGUUCACCGAGAAAAGUGAUGUGUAUAGUUUUGGAGUUGUUUUGCUCGAACUUUUUACAAGAGAGAAGCCUAUUUCCUUAACUAGAUUUGGUGAACACAGAAAUUUAGCUACACACUUUAUGUUUGCUAUGGAAGAAGGUCGUGUGAUGUGUAUAUUUGACCCAGUGGUUGUACACGAGGAUUCAAAGGGUGUGGUUUUGGAAAUUGCCAACUUGGCAAUGCGAUGUUUGAAUUCCAACGGGAAACAUAGGCCAACAAUGAAAGAAGUAGCCAUGGAGUUAGAAGGCAUGAGAAUGUCACAAGUGCCUGCUACAAUUCAAACUAGUUACGGACACACUAAUCAUAAUGAAGAUUUACCCGUGUUUACGGGUGACGAGUCAACACCAACAACAGUGAGUUUCAAAGACAGCAUUAAUGAGUAA
Helianthus annuus (common sunflower) is the source of this 1230-nucleotide messenger RNA. Its product is annotated as wall-associated receptor kinase-like 1. The record is from RefSeq and is a predicted model, not a curated record. The transcript has 3 exons. NCBI's taxonomy places the organism in Eukaryota, Viridiplantae, Streptophyta, Magnoliopsida, Asterales, Asteraceae. Gene Ontology annotation, molecular function: ATP binding; protein serine/threonine kinase activity. The coding region runs from base 1 to 1230 and encodes 409 amino acids. Gene Ontology annotation, cellular component: plasma membrane. Gene Ontology annotation, biological process: cell surface receptor signaling pathway; protein phosphorylation.